Mus pahari (shrew mouse) is the source of this 1119-nucleotide messenger RNA. RefSeq names its product SH2 domain containing 3A (gene Sh2d3a). Gene Ontology annotation, molecular function: guanyl-nucleotide exchange factor activity. NCBI's taxonomy places the organism in Eukaryota, Metazoa, Chordata, Mammalia, Rodentia, Muridae. Gene Ontology annotation, biological process: positive regulation of peptidyl-serine phosphorylation; small GTPase-mediated signal transduction. The record is from RefSeq and is a predicted model, not a curated record.
AUGCCACCUGUUCCGCAUCAUCAGGAAGCUGAAGCCCUUCUACUACAAGAUGGUGACUUCCUUGUUUGUGAACUCGGAUCCCCUGAGGGCCACCCUGUAAUCUCCUUCCGUUGGCGAGGCAAGACUCUACAUUUUGAGGUGUUCCAAGUAACACUGCAUCCCAGGCCUGGUCGCCCACAGGCCCUCUUUCAGCUCAAAGAUGAGAGAUUCGCCAGUAGGUUUGCCCUGGUGGUCCAAAGUUACAUGACUUUCAGGUGCCCACUGUCCCGGGCCACAGGAGCUGUGGUCUCCAAGCCCGGAAGUCAUCAGAGGCCACUGAUGCGCAGCCUCAGGGAGGAUGUGCUCACGGACAGCCCGGCUGCAACCAGGUCUUUCAGGUACUCGCACCCGCUGCUUUUGGAUCCGCCCCUGCACGCUGCAGGCAGUGAACCCACCGUGCUGAAGGGUCUGCCUCACCUGGGAACUAUGACAGACAGUCUCAGAGCCUCUGAUGGACAGCUUUCUGAUGGAAAGGCUCCCUCCAAGCCACUCUGGUCACCCUCCCUAUCCCUGCCCCUAUCCCUGACUUCGCCGGCCCCUCCACCCCCGCAAAUCUUUGACCACGCCCUUGUUCCACCUAGGCUCUACUCUUCCCACAGUACCCUGCAACCCAGCAGAGUGCGCCUGCUGGAGGGUGAAGAAACCUGUGGGCCGCUGGACGAGUCCCGUGACCGGCUGCUGCGCAUCCUGCUUGGGGUCCGGCAGGUGGCCCUCGAUGCACCCCUGUUCCGCAGGGCAGCUGCCCAGUGCCUACAAGGAUUCAGACCCAACCCAGCACCAUGGGAGGCACUGACCACCAACUUCCUGUGCCGCCUACUGUGGGGGAGCAAGGGAGCCCAGACCGCCAGAGCUGACCACAUACAGAAGUUCCAUCACAUCCUGAGCAUCCUGUCCCAUCAACUAGAACUCCUUAUGGCUGAGAGCCCAUCCCCCAUCCCUAUUACACUGGAGGGACCCCAAGAAGGCUGCCCCCCCCCCCCGCUAUUCAAGAGGCUACGACCUGAACUUGGUGCCCAGACUCAUCACUCUAGCACUUGGGAAACGCAGACGGGAGAAUCGGGAGUUCAAGACCAUCCUUAG